GGUCGGUCGUUGCAGAUAAGGGGACAGACGAUGGCGAGCACGCGCUGCCCGCAGUGCUACCUCGGCAAGUGCAAGGUGCACGUCGCGGCCGCCGGCGCCGUCUCGGCCAAGGAGCUCGCGCUCCAGCGCAUGUACGACACGAUGGUCGGCAGCCAGCUGGCCAAGCUGCGCAAGGAGACGAGCGAAGCCACGCUCGAAGCCAAGUCGUCCAAGUACAAGGACGACCUCGACAAGGUCCGCGAGAAGAAACGCAAAUCGUCCAAAAAAUCUUCGUCGAAAGCCAAGGAUGUGCACAGCGGCAGCGGCCUCAACCCGCAGGCGCUUGCGGCCAUUUGCAGCAGCGACUCGGAGGACGAGGCCAAGCGCGCGAAGAAGAGCAGCAAGAAAAAGGCCAAGAAGAGCAAGGACAGCAAAAAGAAGAAGCGAAAACGGUACGACAGCAGCGGCAGUAGUGAUAGCAGCGACAGCGACGACGGCCGCGCGGCCAAGAAGCACCACAAGCGCCGCGACUAAGGCGGCCGCCGUUGCAAGAAAAGGUUUGUAAAGCCAACGAACAGUUGGAGAUUGCUUGUCAAACACUGAAGGACGAUAAGACUACGUCAAAAACAUAGUCUUAUUGUCAGUAAAACGAGCGACGACUUACGUACGGCAAACACUUUGCAUAUCAACGCGAA
Molecule: messenger RNA, 674 nt
Organism: Saprolegnia parasitica CBS 223.65
Lineage: Eukaryota; Oomycota; Saprolegniomycetes; Saprolegniales; Saprolegniaceae
Exons: 1
Coding region: 31-513 (160 amino acids)
Source: RefSeq, a predicted model, not a curated record